CAGGGUAAUUUGGGCCUUCCUGAUUUUAAAAAAAAAACCGAGAUAUUUCUUCCUCUUACAUAGUCAACAGGUCAACACGAACGUGCUAGCUAGCAAGUGCGAAGUAGCAGUUAACGGUGAUGGCCAUGGCUUCGGCAACAUCGAGUCUCACGAUCCUGAGAUCUCCUUCAGCUCUUGUAUCAACGCUUUCUCAUGCCUCAAAGAUGUUGAUGCGCAGCGGUUCCUUCCAGCCUUCAAAUCGAGGGAAUGGUGAAGUUCGAAAGGAAGAGGUUGUGAUCGUUGGUGGUGGGAUCGCAGGGCUUGCAACCGCUGUCUCCCUUGACAGGCUUGGAGUGAAGUCGACCGUACUGGAGCAGGCGGAGUCACUCCGUAGCGGUGGAACUUCCCUCACGCUUUCCAAGAAUGGUUGGAGCGUACUUGAUGCUAUUGGAGUAGCGAAUCGUCUCAGAUCUCAAUUCUCGCAAAUUGAAGGGUUGGUUAUCAGAUCCGAGGAUGGGAAGCAACUACGCUCAUUCAAUUUGCUUGAAGAAGAUCCAAGCCAAGAGUUACGUGGUGUGGAGAGGAGAAUACUAUUGGAAACGUUGGCUGCUGAGCUCCCCAAAGGUGCCAUUCAAUUUUCUUCAAAGCUAGCUAGGAUUGAACCAACUUCAGAGGGAGACAUCUCGCUGGAACUUGCAGAUGGCUCUAAGCUGCAUGCAACGACUGUAAUAGGGUGCGAUGGGAUUGGAUCACCGAUAGCUAAGUGGAUGGGGUUUCAUGAGCCAAAGUACGUUGGCUAUUGCGCUAUCCGCGGGCUUGCUACUUAUUCAGAUGGUCAGCCUUAUGAACCAAGAGUGAAUUACUUCUACGGAAGAGGGGUGCGUGCAGCAUAUGUUCCUGUUUCUCCCACCAAAGUAUACUGGUUUGUCUGCUUCAACAGUCCAUCGCCAGGUCCAAGCACAACUGAUUCAUCCGUGCUUAAGAAGCAAGCCAAAGAACUAGUUAGGAAUUGGCCUUCAGAGCUUUUAGACAUAGUGGACUCUACACCGGACGAUACCAUUAUCAGGAAUCCGCUGGCAGAUCGCUGGCUUUGGCCAACCAUAAGUCCACCUGCUUCCACCGGUCGGAUUGUGUUGGUUGGAGAUGCGUGGCACCCGAUGACCCCAAAUCUUGGCCAAGGAGCUUGUUGUGCACUUGAGGAUGCAGUGGUUCUUGCUAAGAAGCUUGCAGGGGCCAUCAAGUCUAAAGACCAAUACUCUGUUGAAGAAGCUUUCAGGUCGUAUGGCUCAGAAAGAUGGUGCCGUGUGUUUCCACUAACCGUACGCGCACACCUUGUGGGAUCCAUAUUGCAGUGGGAGAAUCCGUUGGUGUGUUCUAUUAGGAACAAGAUUAUCAUACCAAAGCUAGCAAGCCUUAAACCGAUGCUUGAGCAUACAAAUUUCACUUGUGAGAGUCUACAAGAAGAGAAGCAAUGAAAGGUGAUGUUUAAAGUAUAUUAGUUUCGUUCUAAUUGUAUCAUUUUCUAUAGAAUUAUUUAUAGUUUUAUCACUUAAUUAUUUGUUGUUCAUCCUCAUUAAUUAAGCUUGGGGAAAGAUACUUUUGUUGUAAACUAAUAUCACUGAAUAAAGAACCAUAUUAGCAUUCUAUUUGGU
Molecule: messenger RNA, 1631 nt
Organism: Arachis duranensis
Lineage: Eukaryota; Viridiplantae; Streptophyta; Magnoliopsida; Fabales; Fabaceae
Product: monooxygenase 2
Exons: 5
Coding region: 120-1454 (444 amino acids)
Molecular function (GO): FAD binding
Source: RefSeq, a predicted model, not a curated record